AUGAUGGAAAAUCCCUACUGUUGCUCGUUGGAGUUGGACGAACUUGGAGCCGAUGAUGCGAUUAUUGAUUAUUCGGUUUUUAGCGACGACUCUUUUCUACUCAUUUUGCUACUUACCUCGAAGGGUGAGGCUUUUUUUCGUGGUGGGACCUUGGAAAUAUGCAUUUUUGGGUCUUGAAGCGAUUUUUGAAGCUGUGAGCCUUUAAAGUUGAUGGCUAUGGGUCUUGGAGCGCUUGUAAGCUUAAUUUUUGCUUCAAGAUCCACUCUGCGCCUUUAAACUUGGGAAAAUUGAUGAUUUUUGGGUCUUGAAGCGAUCUAGAUGCUUUAUAGCUGGAUUUUUCGCUUCAAGACCCAAUAUGCGCCUUCAAACUUGAGAAAAUUGAUGAUUUUGAGUCUUGAAGCGAUCUAGAUGCUUUAUAGCUGGAUUUUUCGCUCCAGGACCCAACAUGCGCCUUUAAACACAGAUAUUUGAUGAUUUUUGGGUCUUGAAACGAUCUGGAUGUUCCUUUAAAGCUUGUAAGCUUUCUUAUUCGCUUCAAGACCCAGGAUGCACCUUUAAACUUGACAAAAUUGAAGAUUUUGGGUCUUGGAACGAUUCUUGAAGCUUUGCACCUUUAAAAUAUAAAUUUUCCGGACUUGAAGCCAUAAUGGAGAUGAAAACUUCUAUGCACCUUUAAAAAUUGCUCCAAAACAUGAUUUUUGGGUUUUGAAACGAUCUGGAUGUUCCUUCAAACCUCUAAAUAUCAGGAUUUCGCUUCAACACUCAAUAUGUGCCUUUAAACACGGAUAUUUGAUGAUUUUUGGGUCUUGAAGCGAUCUGGAUGUACCUUUAAAGCUUGUAAUUGUUCUUUUUCGCUCCAAGACCCAGAAUGCGCCUUUAAGCGUCAGAAAUUCGAUGAUUUUUGAGUCUUGAAGCGAUUUUUCCAUCCAUGACCCUUUAAAUUGUGAAAUUUGGGUCUUGAAGCGAUCUAGAUGCUUCAUAGCUGGAUUUUUCGCUUCAAGACCCAAAAUCAUCCCCUUUUCCGAUUUUUAAAGGAACAUAAGGUUGUUUAGCUCUUGAAGAACCUCAAAAAACCAGAUUUUCAGAGUUUAAAGGGACAUUCCGGGUCCUGUAGCGAAAAAUUGAGCUUGGGAGCUUUAAAGGAACAUCUGGAUCGUUUCAGGACCCAAAAAACUUGAUUUUUUGAGAAAAAGGAGGGUUUUUGGUUGGAUGUUUCGCUGCAAGACCCAAAAAUCAUCGAUUUUCCGAGUUUUUUGGGUCCCCGAACGAAAAAACCAUCUAUGUACCUUUAAAUUCCCUGAAAAUCCACUAUUUUGGUCUCAAAGCGAAAGAUCUCAUGUUCCUUUAAAAAAUUUCUCUAUUUUUUUCCAGGCGAGACGCAAGCCUACCUCGAAACCGGCAAAGACACCAAACCCCGGAAAAAUGUUGUUGACAUCCGAAGUUCUUGCGGAAUUUCGGCUGCGCCUUUAACAAUUUGCAUCGGAAGUCAAGCGGCUUAUGUUGUUUUUGGUCUGGCUGAUGGAAAUUUGCUGGUGACACCGAUUAAGACGAUUAUUGUGAGAUUUUGACCUAGAAAUCAUGAAAAAUGAGCUCAAAAUAGCAAAUGCGCUCUAUUGUACAACCCCCAAUUUGUCGAAAUAUUCAAAAAAUCAUUUUUUCACCUAGAAGUGAUGAAAAAUGAUGGUUUUUGACCCAGAAAACGUGAUUUUUGGAUAAAAAUAGCAAAUGCGCUCUAUUGCACAACCCCCGAAUCCAUGAAAAAUUCGAAAAUAUAUUUUUUCACCUAUAAAUAGUGAAAAAUGAGGGUUUUUGACCCAAAAAACGUGAUUUUUGAAUAAAAAUAGCAAACGCGCUCCACUGAACAACCCCCAAAUCGAUGAAAAAUUCAAAAAAUCAAUUUUUUCACGUUGAAAUGGUGAAAAAUGAGGGUUUUUGGAUCAAAAUAGCAAACCCGCUCUAUUGCACAACCCCCAAAUCCAUGAAAAAUUCAAAAAAUCUUUUUUUCCAACCAGAAAUGGUGAAAAAUGAGGGUUUUUGACCCAGAAAACUCGAAAUUUCGUCAUAUUUCAAUUAAAAUAGCAAACGCGCUCCACUGCACACCCCCCAAAUCAAUGAAAAAUUCAAAAUAUCAAUUUUUUUCACAGGAUGUCACCUGGGGCGGUUCUUCUUGGUCAACAACAAAUGUGAUUGAUUUGAGCUUGGAAUCAGUGGAUAUUUGUCUCGCCACACCAACUUGCACCAAAUGUUUUACCUCGAAUUUUCCGCCAAGAAGUAUGGCUGUGGUGGCGAAUAAGGUUGGGGUUUUUGGGGUGGAAAAUUGGGAAAAUUUGGCUUUUUUGGUCCUAGAAAUGAAUUUUGGUGGAAAAUUUGAAUUUUUGAGUUUUUGAAAAAUUCACUGUUUCAAAAUUUUUUGAAAAAUGUUGUCUUGAUUUUUUUCUCAAUGGUUCCUCAAUAUCACAUUUUGAUGCCAAAAAUUUGAAUUUUGAACUCACAAAAAAUUUCACUGUUUCAAAAUAUUUUGAUUAAAAUUUUGUCUUGAUGUUUUUUCAAUGGAUUCAGUUCCUCAAUAUCAAUUAAAAAAAAUUUCAAAACAAUUUUUAAAUUUGAAAGUUUAAAAAUUUUAGCCCUAAAAAUUUGAAUUUUGGAUUUUCUGAAAAAUUCACUGUUUCAAAAAUUUCACAAAUUCAAUACUUUAUUCCAAAUUUUAAUGGAUCUUUCCCAUCGUUAGGAUAAUAAAAAAAAAAUUACCCAGAUUUUGAAAAUUCGAGUUUUUCGCACUAAAAAAAUAUCCCUACAAGCAUACUGUAGGAUUUUUGGCCCUAAAAAUUUGAAUUUUGGAUUUUCUAAAAAAAAAUUCACUGUUUCAAAAUUUUGUGAAAAAUGUUUUCUUGGUUUUUUUUCAAGUAUAAUAGGAAAAAAUCCCAAAAUUUUAAUUUUUAAAUUUGAAAAUUCAAAAAUUUUAGCGCUAAAAAUUUGAAUUUUGGAUUUUCUGAAAAAUUCACUGUUUCAGAAAUUUCAAAAAUUGAAAAAUUUUAUUCCAAAUUUUAAUGGAUCUUACCCAUCGUCAGGAUAAUAAAAAAAAUUACGCAGAUUUUGAAAAUUCGAGUUUUUGGCACUAAAAAAUAUCCCUACAGGAAUACUGUAGGACCUUUGAGAGAAAUAUUUUAAUUUUAGAUUUUCUGAAAAAUUUCACUGUUUCAAAAUUUGGUGAAAAAUGUUGUCUGGAUUUUUUUUCAAUGGUUUUUCAAUAUCAAUAUGAAAAGUUUCAAAACAAUUUUUAAAUUUGAAAAUUCAAAAAUUUUAGCGCUACAGUAUCCUUACAAGAAUACUGUAGGAUUUUUAGCGCUAAAAAUUUGAAUUUUGGAUUUUCUGAAAAUUUCACUGUUUCAAAAUUUUUAAUUAAUUUCUGACUGGAUUUUUUUCAAUGGUUAUUCAAAAUCAAUUCAAAAAAUUUCUAAACAAUUUUUAAAUUUGAAAAUUCAAAAAUUUUAGCGCUACAAUAUCCCUACAGGAGUACUGUAGGAUUUUUGAGCAAAAUAUUUAAAUUUUUUCUAAAAAAAAAUUCACUGUUUCAAAAUUUUUAAUUAAUUUCUGUCUGGUUUUUUAAAAUCAAUUUUGAACUGAUAUUUUUUCAAAUCACGUUUUCCUGUCCCCAAAAAUGUGCACUUUUUUCUGCCGAAAAUCCUCUUUUCUGAUUUGACCUCAACAAUUGCUCAUAUCAAAAGAGAAUAACAAAACACAAACACAAACAUUAUGAUGAGUUUUAACAGCUUUUUCCUCAAUGAGAAAAAAUCAGGGAUAUUUGGAAGAAAAAAGGGUGAUUUAUCAAUCUCUUGCUAAAUUUUUUCUUAUUUUUUAUUGCCUCACAUUUUUUUGUGUGUUUCGUAAUGUGAUAAGAAUGAGAGAAAAUGGGGGGUUUCUGGGGGGAAAAUGUGCCCUGAAAUUGCAGAUUUUUAGUCUACGCCCACUUUUUUCAAUGGAAUUUAGAAAAAUGCAAGCCUGGCACAGUUUUUUUUUUGAAAAUUGGAAUUUUUACAAGAAAUAUCGAAUCAAUCGAUAUUUAGAAUAGUGUUUAUUUAUUAUGACAUUUUUGAAACAGUGAAUUUUUUUCUUUUUUUUUCUUAACAAAAAAUUUGAAACAGUGAAAAUUUAGCCAAAAAUGAUUGAAAAAUCUUCGAGAACAAUGAAAAAUUUGAAUUUUCAUUAAAAAUUAAUGAUAACAUUUCAAAAAUCACUGAUUUCAGCCACAAAUCUCACAAAAUUGCAGAUUUUGGCUGACUAGAAAUUUAUGAAACAGUGAAUUUUUUGUAAUGAAAAAUUUGAAUUUCAGCACAAAUUUUCAAUGAAUGACUUAUUUUCAAUAAGAAUGUUCACUUUCUUAAUUUAUUAAGAAAUUUUUGAAACAGUGAAUUUUUGAAAAAUUCCAAAAAUUCUGAAAAUAAAUCAGAAUUUAUUGAUUUUUAAUCAAAAAUCACCAAGAAGUCUCUAUUUUUCUCUGAAAUUUUCCGAUUUUCAGCCAAAAAUUUUCCCAAUUUUCAGCUGAAAGUUAUUUGAAUAUAUUCUUAAAGUUCAUUAAUCUAGAACCGAAUUUUCUUCAAUUAUUACUGAAAUUUUUAAUAGUCAUUUAUUAUGAAAUUUUUGAAACAGUGAAUUUUUUUGUAAUGAAAAAUUUGAAAAUUCUGAAUUUAAGCACAAAUUUUCAAUGAAUGACUUAUUUUCAAUAAAAAUGUUCACUUUCUUAAGUUAUUAUGAAAUUUAUGAAACAGUGAAUUUUUGAAAAAUACAAAAAUUCCUAAAAUUCUGAAAAUCAAUCAGAGUUUCCAGAUUUUCAGCCAAAAAAUCCUUCCAAUUUUUGCAGGCUGGAAAUAUUCUCCUUGUCGAUCUUCAACUUCGAAAAUGUGUCUCCGAGCUCAAAGCUCCACAAAGCCUCCAUGAAAUUGAAAUUCUUCUCGAUGAAAAUUCCAUCGAACUAUUGGUCACCGGAUUUACGGGUGCACAAUGGAUUAUUCCGAUUGAGAGAAAUGGAAGAGGAUUUCGAGAGGUUCUGACGACUUGUGUACCGGCGGAUUUGCAAGUUGUGAGUGAUUUUUUGAGCUAAAAAUUGUGAAAAUUGGUUGAAAAUGAGCUGAAAUUCAUGAAAAUUGGAUAAUUUUGACCUGAAAAUUUGAAAUUUUCAUCCCAAAAUUCUAUUUUUCUUCAGAUUCUGAAUCUACCAGAAUUAUUUUAUUUUCAAAAGGUAAUCGCUUAGCUUUGCUUAUUGUGUAAAUCUAGUCUAUUUUUUGCGCCAAAAUUUGCCACGUGGCAUUUUCCCUCCCCCAAAACCCCCAUUUUUUCAGCUCGAACCGGCCACAAUGCAAUUUUUCGCAUCUGAAGCUUGUGGAGUUGUUGCGUUGGAUACGCAAGAAUCUUGCGUUGGAAUUUAUUCCACGUUUAAUGCGUUGGCGAAUUCGUCGAAGAGGAUUUAUAAGGUGGGCUGAAAAUCCAGGGUUUCUAGAUGAAUUUGAGCAUUUUUACCAUCAUUUUUGACUAGGAAAAAUUCACUGUUUCAGGAAUUUUAUAAGAAAAAUUGAGGAGAUUAGAAAAUCGAUUUUUUUUGGGUUUAGUGUUUCAAAAAAUUUUGAUUUACAGUGAAAAUUAAAGCUUUGAAGCUAUAGAAAUUUCCAGAAAAAUGGCUGAAAAUCCUGAUUUUCUAGCUUAUUUUGUGCAUUUUUUUUCCAAUUUUUUGAACUAGAAAAAUUCCCUGUUUCAGGAAUUUUAGCAGAGAAAUUAGUGAAAUUAAAAAAUCGGUUUUUGUAUUUCAAAAAAAAUCAAGUUACAGUGAAAAUGUAAGCUUUGGAGCUCUAUAAAUUUCCAGAAAAAUGGCUGAAAAUCUAGGGUUUCUAGAUGAAUUUGAGCAUUUUUACCAUGAUUUUUGACUAGGAAAAUUUCACUGUUUCAGCUAUUUUAUGAGAAAAGUUGAGAAGUUUUAGAAAUGUUUCAUUUUGAGCUAUAGGUGUUUCCAGAAGAAUGGCUGAAAAUCCUAAUUUUCUAGCUAAAUUGGAGUAUUUUCACCAUAAUUUUUUGAACUAGAAAAAUUUGACUGUUUCAGAAAUUUUAUUAGAAAAAUUGAGGAAAUUUGAUAAUUGAUAUUUUUUUUGGUUUUAUGUACUAUUUCAAAAAAAAAUUUUUGAGUUACAGUGAAAAUUUAAGUUUUGGAGCUCUAUAAAUUUCCAGAAAAAUGGCUGAAAUUUCAAGUUUUCUAGCUGAAUUUGAGCAUUUUCAUCCAUUUUUUUUUGUCUGGGAAAAUUUCACUGUUUCAGAAAUUUCAUAAUAGAAAUUGAGAAAUUUGUAAAAUGUUGAAUCAACUCUUCUUGAUUUCAAUAAAAAUUAGUUUUUAAUUUGGCUGGAGGUGUUUCAGUUUAGGUGUUUCAGUUUAUUUUUUACUGAAAGUUCCAGAAAAAUGGCUGAAAAUUCAAGUUUUCUAGCUUAAUUUGAGCAUUUUUACCCAAUUUUUUGAACUAGAAAAAUUCACUGUUUCAAGAAUUUUAGGAGAGAAAUUGAGGAAAUUUGAAAUUGAUUGUAGAUGUGGAUACGCUUUAAAAAACUACUGAACUUUUGACUGGAAAUUGGCUGAAAAUCCGUUUUUCUAACUGGAUUUGAGCAUUUUUAUCCAAUUUUUUGAACUAGAAAAAUUCACUGUUUCAGGAGUUUUAGGAGAAAAAUUGAGGAGUUUUGAAAAUCGAUUGUUUUUGGUUUUAAUGUUUCAAAAAAAUUUGAAUUACAGUGAAAAUGUAAGCUUUGGAGCUGUAGAAAUUUCCAGAAAAAAGGCCGAAAUUUCAAGUUUCCUAACUAGAAUUAAGAAUUUUUAUCCAAUUUUUUAGUCUGAGAAAAAUUCACUGUUUCAAAAAUUUUAUAAGAAAAAUUGAGGAAAUUGAGAAAUCGGUUUUUGUAUUUCAAAAAAAAUUCCGAGUUACAGUGAAAAUGUAUGCUUUGGAGCUCUAUAAAUUUUCAAAAAAUGGCUGAAAAUCCAGGUUUUCUAGAGGAAUUUGAGCAUUUUUACCAUGAUUUUUGACUAGGAAAAAUUCACUGUUUCAGAAAUUUUAUAAUAGAAGUUGAGGAAAUUUGAAUUUGAUUGUAGAUGUGGAUCCGCUAUAAAAAACUACUGAACUUUUGACUGGAAAUUGGCUGAAAAUCAGUUUUUCUAAUUGGAUUUGAGCAUUUUUAUCCAAUUUUUUGAACUAGAAAAAUUUCACUGUUUCAGAAAUUUUAUAACCAAUUUGAAAAUUUUGGAAAAUGUUUACAACAACAUUCUUUAAUUUCAAUGAACAUAAGUUUUGAACUGGGCAAAUUUGGCUGGAUUCCAGAUUGUUUCAGUUUAUUUUUUACUGAAAAUUCUAGAAAAAUGGCUGAAAAUCCAGGUUUUCUAGAUGAAUUUGAGCAUUUUUACAUAAUUUUUUGAACUAGAAAAAUUCACUGUUUCAGAAAUUUUAUUAGAGGAAUCGAGGAAAUUUGAAAACCGAUUUUUUUGGUGUUUUUUCAUUUCAAAAAGUUUAUACAGUGAAAAUGUUGGAGUUCUAUGAAUUUCCAGAAAAAUGACUGAAAAUUCAGGUUUUCUAGAUGAAUUUGAGCAUUUUCAUCCAUUUUUUUGUCUGGGAAAAUUCACUGUUUCAGAAAUUGUUUGAGAAAAAUUGAGAAGUUUUGAAAAUCGAUUUUUUUGGGUUUUUUAUUUUUCAAAAAAUUUCAAGUUGCAGUGAAAAUUUAAGCUUUGAAGCUCUAUAAAUUUUCAGAAAAUGGCUGAAAAUCCGUUUUUCUAACUUGAUUUGUGCAUUUUCAUCCAAUUUUUUGCCUAUUAAAAAUUCACUGUUUCAAAAAUUUUAUAUUGGAAAAUUUGAGAAACUUUGACGAUUUAGUAAUACUAUUCGAAAAAUUUAAAAAAUCUAGAUUUUCCCUGCGAAAAAAAUCCCUGUUUUAAAAAUUCUAGCAUAAUUUUUCCUCAUAUAUAUUUUUUGUUAGGUCCCACCAGAAACUUGGAUGGUCCACUCAUCAGACAAUGUUUUGUUCACAGUUUCGGCAAAUAAUGAAAUUCGAAGUGCCGUGCAUUUUGGAGUGAGUUUUUGGAGCUGAAAUUGACUGAAAAUCAUGAAUUUUGACCCAAAAUUCACCAUUUUUCACCGAAAACCUGAUUUUUUCCAGCUAAACUCAGUGCGCCUUGAAUAUUCUUUGAUCCGAACUUCUACUGAAUGGCGACCUUUGGGUCUUGUAGCGAUGGCACCGAAAACUGGAAUUUUGGCGGGAAUUUUUGUGAUUAAUGAACGAGGAUUGGUUCGUGUUGAACAAUCGAGAAAUUUGUGAGUUUUUUGGGCGCGAAAUUUGAAAAAAUCAUAAAUUUUUGAAUUCUCCUGGGAAUUUUCGAAAUUUUCAUGUUUUUUUUGUUGGGGAAAAAAUGCGCCGAAAAAUGUACGUUUCAAAAAUUUUUGAUUUUUUAAAAAUAAAUUUUAAAUUUAAAUUUUGGUGCCAAAAACAUGCAAAAAUGCUCACUUUUUUGCUCCGAAUGAAAAAUGAUAUUUUUCUGUUUAUUUUCCCAUCCCUAAAACAUAUUUUAGUCCACUUUUUCACCAUAUGCUCAUUUUUGAGCAGAUUAGAGCAUUUUUAUUUUGGUUUUGAAAAAACAAUUUUUUUUCUCUUUUUUACGAGCAGAAUCAAUUAUUCAUUCAUUUUUAGUUUUUUCGGAAUUUUUAUUUUAAAAAAAUCUAGUGGAAAAAAUUCACUGUUUCAAAAUUUUGUUAUGAAAAUUUUUGGAUUUGAGAAUUUUUGAUGGAUAUUUAAUGAAACGAGGAAAAUUCUGAAAUUUGAUUUUUUUGGCUGAAAAUUCUAGCCAAAUUCAUUUUUGAUAGUCAAAAAAAAUUCACUGUUUCAAGAAUUUUUUAUUGAAAAAAUAGGAUUUUGUUUUAUUGUUAGGCAACAUGCGGAAAUUUCACUGUUUCAAAAUUUGGUUAUGAAAUUUUUUGGAUUUGAGAAUUUUUGAUGGGUUAAUAACUGCGAAAAAAAUUCAUAAUGAAAUUUUUGAAAUUUGAUUUUCUGGCUGAAAAUUAUAGUCAAAUAAGUCCAAAUUUAUGUUUGAAUAGUCAAAAAAAAUUCACUGUUUCAAAAUUUUGUUAUAAAAAUUUGGAUUUGGGAAUUUUUGAUGGGUCUUCAUUCGACUAUCAAUAAAACUGCGAAAAAAAUUAUGAUGAAAUUUCUGAAACUUGGAUUUUUGGCUGAAAAUUGUGCACAAACUAUUCCUGAAAAUUCACUGUUUCAAUAAUUUUUUAUUAAAAAAGUUGGAGUUCAUUUUAUUGUUAUGGGCCUAUGCAGAAUAAUAUUUUGUAAUAAAAAAACAUUAAAAAACAUUUUUUUCCUAUGCAGAAAAACGUCGAAAAAAUAAAAUAAAGACAACGUGAAAUUGAGAGAGCGCAGACAUGAAAUGGGUUUUUUGUCUGCACUCUCUCAAUUUCACGUUGUCUCUACUCAAAAUAAUAAACUGUAUAUUUUGUUUUUUCGACGUUUUUCUGCAUAGGAAAAAAAUGUUUUUUUAUUACAAAAUAUUAUUCUGCAUAGGCCCAUUAGGAACCUGCAUUAGGAAGUUUCACUGUUUCAAAAUUUUGUUAUGAAAAUUUUUGAUUGGAGAAUUUUUGAUCGGGACAUGGUUACUUGAAGAUUUCUGAAAUUUGGCUGGAAAUUAUAGCCAAAUUUAUUUUUGAAUAGUCAAAAAAAAUUCACUGUUCCAAAUUUUUUAUUUACAAUUAAAAAAUUGGAUUUCAUUUUAUCGAUAGUCAACUACAUGAGAAAAAUUCACUGUUUCAAAAUUUAUUUAUGAAAAUUUUUGGAUUUGAGAAUUUUUGAUGGGUUAAUAACUGUGAAAAAAAAUUUAUGAUGAAAUUUCUGAAACUUGAAUUUUUGGCUGAAAAUUGUGCAUUAAUUGUUCCUAAAAAAUUAACUGUUUCAAACAUUUUUCAUUGAAAAAGUUGGAGUUCAUUUUAUUGUUAGGAACCUGCAUUAGGAAAUUUCACUGUUUCAAAAUUUUGUUAUGAAAAUUUUUGGAUUUGAUAAUUUUUGAUGUAGUUUUUGCAAUUAUGAGGUUAAUAAAACUGCGAAAAAUAUUUAUGAUGAAAUUUCUGAAAUUUGAUUUUUCUUGGCUGAAAAUUCUAGCCAAAUUUAUUUUUGAUUAGUCUAAAAAAUUUACUGUUUCAAAAAUUUUUUAUUGAAAAAGUUGGAUUUGAGAAUUUUUGAUGGGUCUUCGUCUGUCUGCGAAAAAAUAUUUAUGAUGAAAUUUCUGAAAUUUGAUUUUUUUGGCUGAAAAUUGUACAUAAUUUAUACCGAAAAAUUCACUGUUUCAAAAAUUUCAUAAUUCAUUUUUUCAAUUUGGUUAUAAUUUUCCUACCAUAUCAUUGAGAAUUUUUACUUUUUUUAGAUGAAAACAUUUUGAAACAGGGAAUUUUCUAGGAUCAAAAAUUUUGCAAUUUUAUGAAAAUUCUGAAACUUGAUCUUUUGGCUGAAAAUUGUACAUAAUUUAUACCGAAAAAUUCACUGUUUCAAAAAUUUCAUAAUUUAUUUUUUGAAAAUUGUUUGUUAUUCCAUUUAACUUCAAAUUGAAAUCACUGUUUCAAAAUUUUUUUGAAUAUAAUUUUUGAGAAUUUCAAGUUGGUGAAUUAAACAGAAAUACUGAAAAGGAGAUUUUUUUUUUGGUUGUAAUUGGGUUAAAAUUGGUUAUAAUUUUCUAAGAAUCACAUUUUUAAAUAAAAUUGGUUGAAACAGUGAAUUUUUGGCUGAAAAAUGAAAAUUUCCUAGUUAUUCGUCAAUUUUGUAAUUAAAAAAAAUUCACUGUUUCAAAAAUUUUUUUCCCAAAUUUUCUGAAAAAUCCAAGUUUUUUGAUCAUUUACUCAUCAAAGUUAUUUUCUUCUGAGCAAAAAAUGUUCAGAUUUGUGAUAUUUGAGACUUUCAUUCUUGUCUACUUUCUUUUUCUUCUUAUAUUAUUUCUUUCUCUUUUUUCUACCACAAACAGCUGUUGUUAUAAAAAUUGGAAAGAAAGAAAUGAGAAGAAAAUGAGGAAGAUUUUUAUUUUAUUUUAUUUUUUUUUGGUUCAUUUUUUUUAGUUUGUUCAAAGUUAAUCAGAUUUAACAUGAAAUUUAAAAAUUUCGAAAAAUUUUGAAACUGUGGAUUUUUUUGUUUGAAAAUUAGCUGAAAUUUCGAUAUUUUUGAGAAUUUUCAUGGGAAAGUUCGAAUUUUUCACAGCAUUUUGAAUUUUCAAAAGAAAUAUUUGGGAUUUUUUUGAAACAGUAAAUUUUUUAGAAAUUAUUUUCAAGUUGAAGUUUAGCUGCUUUUUAAAAUGUAUUGGUUAUCAGUCCAAUUUUUAACCAGAAAAAAUCAUAGAAAUUUUGAAACAGUGGAUUUGUUUGGAAAUUAAUUUUGUUAAAUUUUGAGCUGGAAUUUUUUUGAACUGAAAAUUAGCCGAAAUUUCGAUAUUUUUGAAUUUUAGAGCAAAAUUUGGGAAUUUUUUGAGAUUAACUAAACGUUUCUAUCAAAAUUAAAAUUAUUAACAAUUUAUUUGUGAAAAUUUUGAAACAGUGGAUUUUUCUGGUGAAAAUUAAUUUUGCUCAAUUUUGAGCUGGACUUUUUUUGAACUGAAAAUUAGCUGAAAUUUUGAUAUUUUUGAAUUGUUCACAGUAUUUUGAAUUUCAGAGCAAAAUUUGGGAAUUUUCCAGUUUGUAUUGACCCGUUUCUAUCAAAUUCAAGUUUUCACUAGAAAUAAUUGGGAAUUUUUUGAAACAGUGAAUUUUUUUGAAAUUAUUUUCAAGUUGAAGUUUAGCGUUGAAAAAGUUAUCAGUCCAAUUUUCAACCAGAAAAACUCAUAGAAAUUUUGAAACAGUGAUUUUUUCUGGUGAAAUUUUUGAUUUUCCCAUGAUUUUUCUUCUUCCUCCACUGUAAAGUCAUAAAAAUUGCACAUCUAUCAAAAAAAUCUCGUGAUUUUUUGAUUUUUUCCCCUGUUUCUCAUCUAAUUUUCGCUAAAUUGAUUAGAAUGUUCCUUUUCCUUCUCAAAAAAAUUGCAGAAAAAACAACAAGUUUUGUUGUUAUUUUCUGAUAUGUUUUUUGAGCACAAAAGAGCCUGAAGCAGCUGCUUGAACAAUGUUUUUUAUUAUUUUUUUAUAUAGAUUGAGAGAUGGGUGUUUUUUGGCUGAAAAUUUGGGAUUUUUGAGCGUUUUUUGGCUGAAAAUCUGAAAAUUUGGGUCUCAAAUUCACCCCAAGAAUUUCAUCCCAAAUUUCGUAUUAUUUUACCUGAAAAAUUGAUUUUUUGGAAUUUUCAGAACGAAUUUUAUUAAAAUUGUCAAAUAAAAAAUUUCACUGUUUCAAAAUUUAUUGAAUUUUCUGGAAUAAAAUGGAAGUUUCAGUAUAAUAGCGAGUUUCCUUUUGAAAAUUCAUACAAAAUUAAUUUUUGAUUUUGAAAAAUUCAAAAAAUUUUCAAAUUUUUUGUAUUUGUUGAAACUCUGAUUUCUAGACGGCUAAAUUUAAAAAUUUCUGAAAUUUUUAAGAUUUUGAGGCAGAAACGCGAAUUUUUGGAAUGAUUUUUGUGGAUUUGCUGAAUUUUUGAAUCCAGAAAAAUUCAAUGUUUCAAAAAAUUUUCAAUUUUUUUGUACUUGUCAAAAUUCUGAUAGGCAGCUAUAAGGUGAACAAUUUUAAGAACUUCAAUCAGUUUUCGAAAAAUUUCUGAAAUUUUCAAGAUUUUGAGCCAGAAUCGCGAAUUUUUGGAAUGAUUUUUGAGGAUUUGCUGAAUUUUUGAAUCCAGAAAAAUUCACUGUUUCAAAAAAAUUUCAAAUGUUUUUUGUCGAACAUUUUUUUGUUGAUUAUUCCGUGUGCGAAUUUCGAAAAACCAAAAAUUCUGAAAUUUCGUCUCGAAUUAUCAGAAUUUUUGCCAAAUUCUGAAAAUUUUGAGCUAGGAAAGUUGAAGUUAAUACAAAACGAAUUUUUUACAUUGUAAAAAAUUCACUGUUUCAAAUUUUUGUUUUGAAAAAAAUUAGGGGUCAAUUCGAAUUGUCAGUAAAAUUUGAAAAUUUUGAAUUUUGGGUCCAUUUUCACACAAAAAUUCCGAAUUUUUCAGAACCCUUGCUCGAAUUGCAUCCGAAUUCAUUUUCCGCCUUCAAACCAUCCAAAUUUCGCCAAAAACGUUUGGCGAAAUUGCAAAUGCCAUCAGCAUCGAUUUGGCACAACUCCAAUCGCAAAUAAUUCCCGAAAUUUUGGCGGCUCGCCAAAAAACACGUGGAAAAUUGAGUCAGAAAGAGUUGGCACAGGUGUUGUUGAUUGCAAAAGUGACUAAUGUGAGUUGGGGGGGGGAUUUUGGGGAGCAUUUUUUGAGCCCGGAAAAUUCUGAAAAUCAAACAAAAUCUGAAAUUGAAGCCGGAAAUUUUGUUUUUGAAUUUGUUAAACUUGAAAACUAAAAAAAUUUGAAGUUGAAACACUUUUUUUGUUGUAAAAAAAUUAUUAUUAUAUGGUACAUAAAUAAAAUUGAACUCAAAUUAUCAAGGAAAAUUUUUGUGAAAAUUUUGAAACAGUAAAAAAUUGAAAAAUAAUUUUCAGUGGUACAGAUCGACUGACUAUUGAACCCAAUUUUUUUUUAACAUUUUUUUUUGAAUUUCAGAGCUGAAUAUUUAUAGUUUUGAAAACUCAAAAAUUUGAAAUUUUUUGGAACACAAAAUUAUGAAAAACAUUUUUUGUGCUUUAUGGUGAUUUUAUUUUCCGACACUGAUUCAUUCCCCAUUGAACCCAAUUUUUCAAGGAAAAAUUAUCUCAAAAUUUUGAAACAGUAAUAUUUUUUGAAGUGUUUUUUUAAUAAGUUAAUCUAGAGUUUUUGAUUUCUGAAUUUUAGUGCUGAAAAUUUGAAGUUUAAUUUUGAAAAUGUAUUUUUUAGCUCAGAAUUAUUGAAAUUCUAACUGAUUUAUUAAACUCAAUUUUCCAAGUAAAAAUUAUCUCAAAAUUUUGAAACAGUGAAAAUUUUUCAAACAUUUUUUUUUGAAUUUUGAGAGCUAAAUAUUUAUAGUUUUCGUCAUAUGAAAAUUUACUGUUUCAAAAUUUUCUCUAAAAAAUUAUAUAAGAAGAAGAAAAAUUAAGAUUUUUUUUCCAAGUAAAAAUUAUCUCGAAAAUUUGAAACAGUGAAAAUUUUUCAAACAUUUUUUUUUGAAAAUUGUUUUUUUUUUUUCUGAAAAUUUCGAGUUUUAUUUUGAAAUUCACAAUUUUUGGAAAACAAUUAUUUUUUCCAGCACAAUUUAUCGGAUCUUCUCAAAAUGUUUGCCAAUGAAUCGAUGGCUGAGCAUUUGUUACCAGAGGUUGGUUUUUUUCUGAAAAUUUUUGCUCAAAAAUUGCUCAUUUUAAGCCAAUUCACUCGAAUUUUUCAGGUGAUGAAUGCAAUUCAGACAAAUCCAUCAAAACACGAAAAUUUGAUGCAAAAAGUUGUGGAAAUGUUUGUGAAAAGAGCCCAAGGAUUUGGUGGAGAUUUGGAGAAGAUUCGAGAAUGUGAUUCGGAAUUGGCGUGAGUUUUUUGGACUGGAAACUUGAAUUUUUGCCUGGAAAAUUUAGGUUUCAAAGAAAUUUCUAUUGAAUUUUAUUAGUGGAAAAUUUGAUUUGAUAAAAGACCACAAAUAUUAACUGUUUAAAAAUUUUGACAUUUCCAGGAAAAAUUAGGUUUCAAAAAAUUGUCUUGAAAAAUUCACUGUUUCAAAAUUUGAUUAUUAAAUAGUUUUACCUAAAAAAAAAUUAGUCAUGGAAAAUAUUUCGGAAAAAAUCUCAGAAUUUUCACUGUUUCAAAGUUUUUUCAUCAAAAAAAUUGUUUUUGAAAAUUCCAAUGUUGUAGUCAAGUUUAGACUCGAAAAAUCUACUAAUUUUCUGAUCAACAAAUCAGCAUUGCAAAUAUUUCUGUGAAAAAUUGAUGAAAAUUUUCACUGUUUCAAAGUUUUCCCAUUAAAAAAAUUGUUUUUGAAAAUUUCAAUAGUUGAACUUUUUCGUGUUUCAAAAAUUUACUGUUUCAAAUUUCUGUUAUAAAUUUUUUGGCUGAAAGUUUUUUGGUGUUGAACAAAACAGCGAUUCAUUUACAAAAAAAUCCUAAAAAUUCACUGUUUCAAAAAAUUUUUAUCAAAAAUUUUCUAGGCUCACAAAAUUACUCUAAUUCGAUCAGGGAUGGGGAAAAUGUCAUGGCCUCAUGUUGUCCUGUCCUUGAAUAUGGCCUAAACUUGUCCUGGCUCGAACAUGGCUUGAACAUGUCCUAAAGCCAUAUGCCCAACCUGUCCUCGCGUGAACAAAAAUUAAUAGAGAAAUUUUUUUUUCUGCAUAAAAAAAAAUAAAAAUGCGAUCUCCUCUUUUUUCGACGUGUUUUUUCUCAACUAAAAAAAGAACCUGUCCAGGACAGGACAGGUAGCCAGGUUUACACGUGGACCUGUCAUGGUUUAUGUUCUUACCACCAAAGCCAACAUGAGGACAACGUGAGGCCAGUUUCCCCACCCCUGAAUUCGAUCAAUUUUUGCGGCAAAAUCUACUAAUUUUUCCACCAAAAGAUCCAGGGAUAAUUAUAUUUCAGUAAAAAAAUCGAUGAAAAAAUUUACUGUUUCAAAGUUUUCUUAUCGAAAAAAUAAUUUUUGAAAAAAUCAGUUUGUCUUGACAUUGUGUUUUUUGUACAUAAAAAUUCACUGUUUCAAAAAAAUUUUAUUAAAAAUGUUGUAGGCUCACAAAAUUAGUGCCAAAAACUUUUUUGACCAAAAGAUCCAGGAUUAAAUAAUAUUAUUUCAGUAGAAAAAUCGAUGAAAAAAUUUACUGUUUCAAAAAUGUUUCAUCAAAAAAUAAUUUUUGAAAGAAUUCAGUAAAGCCUUUUUUGUUUUAAAAAAAUUCACUGUUUCAAAAAAUAUUUAUCAAAAAAUAAUUUUUGAAGUAACUACUUCGAAAACAAUUUUAUUCCGAAAAAUUUCACAUUUUCAGAAAAUUCAUAUUAAAAAUUUACUGGCUUACAAAGUCAUUGGUAUGAUAAAAAUAUAAAAAUAUUUGGAAAAUGUUCAGCUCAAAAUUGCAAAUCAAUGUUUUCCACCAAAAUCCUGGGCUAAUUUUUUUUUUAAAUAUUCACUGUUUCAAAAUUCUCAAAUUUCCCUGCCUCACAAAAAUUAAUAUUAUAGUUUUUUACUGUUUUAAUAAUUUUUCAUCAAAGAAUAAUUUUUGAAAAAUUCAGUACUCCUUGACGUUUGUUUUGUACAUAAAAAAUUCACUGUUUCAAAAAAUAUGUAUCAAAAAUGUUCUAGGUACACAAAAUUAGUAUUAACUUCAUAUUUUUCUCACCAAAACAUCCAGGGAUAAUUAUAUUUCAGUAGAAAAAUCGAUGAAAAAAUUCACUGUUUCAAAAUUGUAUUAUCAAAAAUUUCCUGGCUCACAAAAUCACUUUUUUUUCCAGAAGUUUCCUAUCCCGCCACGAGUCGCUCACCCAAGGCGCCAUGGAUUGCACAAAAUCCUCACUCUGGAAAUCCACCCAAGUCCUCCUCCAACGCCUCCAAAAUGCCCAAAAUCCCAAAUCAACUCAAGAAACAUCGGCAAAUGUUCUCUCGUUUUUCGCCAAAAAUGGUUUGCAAAUUUGGAAAAGCGCCAACGCCACAGAUAAAUUGCAAAUAAUGUCAUUAAUUUGUAAUUUGGAUUGGUGCCAAGACAAAUUGUCGGAACAAGAUGGCACCAAAUUAUGUGCACUUUUGGCCGGAUUCCAAAGAGAUGUGAAAUUGGCUUCGUAUCAUGAAAUGUGCCUCAGAGUUGCGAUGAGAAAUUCGGGAUUUCUCCCGAAACCUUGUCAGAUUUUGGCGCUGGUUUCAUCGAUUUAUAUCUUGGCUGAAAAACGUGCGAUGAAUCCGGCGAAUUUGCCGGAUUUUUGGCCGAUUUCUGCGGGCAAUAAUUGUGCGGUUGCGAUUGCUGAAGAUGAUCGAUUGUUGGUUUGGGGCAAUUUUACGAAUCAACAACAGAAGGCGAUGGAUUUGACGGGUCGUGAGUUUUGAUUUUGGGCUGAAAUUCGAUGGAAAUGAGGGUUUUUGAGCUAAAAAUCGUGGAUUUUGGAGCAUUUUGACCUCAAAUUCAAGAAGUUUGAAUAUUUUUGAAGAAUUUUAGCCAAAAUUUAACCCUCAAAAAUUAACUGUUUCAAAAAUGUAAUAAUAUUUUUUCUCGUAUUUUUUGAAAUUAUUAGGGAGAUUUUUUGUAUCACCAAUUUUCAAAAAUGUAAUUUCGGCACCAAAUUUAGGGAUAUCGUAAUCCUAGGAACCUGAGAAUGUUAAAAAAAACUUAAUUUUUCAACAACAGAAAAAUGCACUGUUUCAAAAAUUUGACAGAUUAAAAAAUUCUGUAUUUGGAAGAUUUUGCUAUUGAAUUUUCACAAAUUUUUUCUGGAUUUCUUUUAAUGCCAAAAAUUUGAAUUACGGUCGUCCAUAUAAGCCAGAUAUAGAAAACUGAGAUUUUUUUAGUGAAAAAAACUUCACUGUUUCAAAAAUGUAUCACAAUUUUUGGGAUUUUGUCGUUCUUUGUACUUUUCGCAAUCAUUAGUACUUAUUAGUCUAUUUGCAUUUAAUUUUAUUAAAAUUUCAAAACAAUUUUUUAAGAAUCAAUAUUUGGCGCUAAAAAAAUUAAAACUAGCACAUAUUUUCAACAACAAAAAUUUUACGGUUUCAAAAAAUUUUGGUGAAAUGUUCCGAAAAAAUUCACUGUUUCAAAAAAUUUGUAAGUUUUUCUAGAGUUGUUUUUUCUUUGAUGAGUAGGAUGGACUCUAUUCGCACCAAAAUUCAAUCUUCGGUAAUCUUAGGAGCCAGAAAAAUUACUGAAAAAAUUACUGUUUCAAAAUUUUGUCAAGUUCGGGUGUUUGACAUUUAGUUUGAUCAACACUCAAAAUCAGAACUUUCAGGCUGAAAAUCAUAGCUACAGUAACCCUAGCCACCUGGAGAUGUUCACAAAAAUCUAGAACUUUCCGAAAAAAUUCACUGUUUCAAAAAUUUAUUUAAUUUUCUUGGUUUUCUGAAGGUUUUGCUAUAUGGUACUCGAUUUCGUAAUUUCAAAUCAAAGUUAAAAAACAAUUUCGACGCCAAAAUCAUAGCUACAGUAACCCUAGCCACCUGAAAAUUUUUGCAAAAACAUACAUAAAAUGGGUCCCCAAAUUCGGUGCGGGGGGCUUAACUUUUUCGAAAUUUUUUAAGGGAAGGGGGUCUAACUUUGAUGAAUUACAUAAUUUCUGUUUUUUCAGAGUCAAAGUCCAACUGGAAUUUUUUUUUGUAAUAUUUUUUAUUUGUAAAAAUAUAACAUUUUAUUAUUGCUUUCUAAAUAAUCUGCAACUCGAUCGGCGUUGGCAGAGUCUGGCCCAGAAGAACAAAUGUAUAUAAGUAUACAAGUAGCUUGUUCAAUUUUUUUUAGCAACGGAUUUGGAAACUCCAAAAAUCGCCUUCAUCAUUAAAAACCUUGAAAACACAGUUGGAACUGGACUGAAUUUGUCGAUCGAUUUUGAGUUUUUCUUUUUCUACCAACCUCCAUUUGCCACUCUUUCUACAAAAUUCAGCUCAAUGAAAUUCUAUUGUUUUGCUUCAAAAACUUCAAUGGAUUUUUUUUUGUUUUCUGAUUCUACAAAAGCCGAUUUUCUCAAUCUGUCACUGGAACUCGAAAUCUCGACGAAUUAUUCAAAAACUAAACAAAAAACAUCAAUUUUGUAAACAAAACUCAGGUAUGUUAUGACGGGAAAAAUAAGGGAAAAAUUUAAAAAUUUGAAAAAAAAUCAAAAAAAAAUUUUUUUUUCUUCAAAAUUUUUUCACCAAGAAUUUUUUGGAACUACUUGACCAAACAUGGUGAUAUUUGGUACAAAGAUACUUCAACUAUCCUAGAUCUAAGUUUAAUAGACAAUGUUCUCUGAUUUUGCACCUCCCGUCUUUUCACCACCCCUCUUUGUCAAAAAUCACGAUUUUUGGUCAAUUUCAUGCAUUUUCAGAUCCUAAUUCAAUUUUUACUUCACCAAUUCUAGUAAGACUUGGCACAAAGUAACUUCAACUAUUGUUCUUCAAAAUCGAAAUGAUACAUGGGUAGUAAAUUGCGUUUUCGGACACUUAGACACCCCGAACCUAAUCCGGUGCGUAUGGCCCCAAAAGAGGGGCGGGGUGUCUAAGUGUCCGAAAACGCAAUUUACUACCCAUGUAUCAUUUCGAUUUUGAAGAACAAUAGUUGAAGUUACUUUGUGCCAAGUCUUACUAGAAUUGGUGAAGUAAAAAUUGAAUUAGGAUCUGAAAAUGCAUGAAAUUGACCAAAAAUCGUGAUUUUUGACAAAGAGGGGGUGGUGAAAAGACGGGAGGUGCAAAAUCAGAGAACAUUGUCUAUUAAACUUAGAUCUAGGAUAGUUGAAGUAUCUUUGUACCAAAUAUCACCAUGUUUGGUCAAGUAGUUCCAAAAAAAUUCUUGGUGAAAAAAAAUUUUGAAGAAAAAAAAAUUUUUUUUUGAUUUUUUUUCAAAUUUUUAAAUUUUUCCCUUAUUUUUCCCGCCAUAACAUACCUGAGUUUUGUUUACAAAAUUGAUGUUUUUUUGUUUAGUUUUUGAAUAAUUCGUCGAGAUUUCGAGUUCCAGUGACAGAUUGAGAAAAUCGGCUUUUGUAGAAUCAGAAAACAAAAAAAUCAUCGAAGUUUUGGAAAAAAGUCACAGAUUUUUAAAGUUGAAGCCUGCAGUUUGUAAAACGUGGAAAGUCACGGAAUUUUCGGCAGAUUAAGAAGAAAAACUCAAAGUGGUUUAUCUACAAAAUUGUUCCAUUUUAUAGUUCCAACAUAAGUUGAUAUCCAUUUCCAGAGUGAUAAUUGAUAAAGCCUCUCUCAUUUUUUUAAAGAAUAAAUGAACAAGCCACUUGCAUACAUUUGUCCUUUUUUGAGCCAAACUCCGACAAUGCCAAUCAAAAUUCGAAUUAUUAAAAAAGCAUUAACAAAAUGAUACAUUUUUACAAAUGAAAUAUACAUUACAUAAAAAAUUCUUUUAAAAAAUGAAAGGAAAAAAUCCGAUUCGAUUUCGUCUCUGAAAAAAUUAGAUUAUAUGGGAAGGAAUAUAAUAUUUGAGAAUGGGCAGUGCUGAAACAGUAGAUUCUUGAGUUUUGAAUUUGUCUGAUUUUUGUUAAAAAAUUUUUAAAUCUUUCGAAUAUAGUUCAAAAGUUAGAGGAAAGGGGGGGGGUUAACUUUUGAAAAAAAUUUGGGAGGGGUGCUUAACUUAAAAAAUUUACGUGGGGGACCUAUUUUAUGUAUGUGCAAAAAUCUAAAAGUUUUCCAAUAAAAAAUUUCACUGUUUCAAAAAUUUAUGACUUUUUCUUGGUUCACAAUUUUUCUAAUCCACAGUUCAUAAUUUUUUUCUAAAAAAUGAAAUUUGGCGUCAAAAUUAUAGCCUGCGAUUCUGAAAUUGAAAAAAAAUCACCAAUUUUCCAACAAAAAAAAUUCACUGUUUCAAAAAUUUGAGAAAUUUCUGAGAUUUUUGCAGAGCAAAACAAAGAUGAGCUGCCCAAACCGGAGCUGAAUCUGCCACGUGUCUUGGAAUAUCCGGGCGGUCGUCCGCGCGCUGUCUCCUGCGGUGCCGAACACAUUCUGGUCCUUUCCGCAAGCGGCCAGCUCUCCGCGUGGGGCGGCAACAAAUUCGGUCAAUGCGGUGCCGGCCGCACCUUCCGCCUCCAUCAUCUCCAACAAAUCGAUGGCCCGUGGCCCGCGAUCAAAAAAAUCUCGGCCGGACAAUUUCAUUCGGGCUUUGUCUGUCACGAUGGAUCGGUUUGGAUGAUGGGAUGGGGAAUUUAUGGACAAUUGGGAAGAGGAACGCGCGAAAAUCGAAAUGUGUUGGAGCCGGUCAAAAUUGGGCUUGGCCUGAAGAUUCAGGAUAUCCAGUGUGGCAGGGCUCACACUGUUUUGCUCACGGAAAAUGGUCAGGUUCUUGUGGCUGGAAGUGGAAGUUAUGGACAACACGGGACUAAUGAGGAUGUCAAGAAGGCUUUUAGCUUUAGGCCGCUUUUGGGGCCCGGGCCGGGCCUGAAAGGUCCAGAGGAGAAGGUCACCAUGAUUGCUUCUAGCUAUUUUCAUAGUAUUUGUGUCACGGAAUCUGGGAGGAUUUUUGAAUGGGGAAGAAAUCCGCAGGAAAUUAAAAUGAGGAUUUUUGUGAUGAAAAAACUGAAAAGUGCGGCGCUGAAAAAUUCUGCGGAAAAUUCGACGAAAAUCAAUUUGAAUUUGCCGGCAACAAUCCCGCGAGAUGAUUUAGGAUUGAGAGAGGUUCAGCAUUUUUUGGAUGCGAAAAUUUCGGCGAUUUCUUGUGGAUUACAACAUUGUGGGCUGAUUACGGAAAAUGGCACGUUGUAUAUGUGGGGAAAGUCGUUGGAUUAUCAAUUGGGAGGGGGGAAUAAGACGGAGAGAUUGGAACCGCAUCAGGUGGGUGCAUUUUGAGCCAAAAUUUGGGAGAUUUGGAGCAUUUUGAGCCAAAAUUUGGGAGAUUUGGAGCAUUUUGAGCCAGAAUUUGGGAAAUUUGAUGGAUUUUGAGCUAAAAAUCAAAUUUUCAAAAAAGUUAUAAAAUUUGGAGCAUUUUCAGCCAAAACUUAUGAAAUUUGAUGAAUUUUGAGCUGGAAAUUAAUUUUUCUUCAAAAAUUUUCAACCAAAAAAAUUCACUGUUUCAAGAUAUUUUUGAAUUAGAAUUUUGAUUGAGCUCAAACAAUUCUUCUAUAUUUCCUCCACUUUUUUGCCAAACUUCAACUUUUUGAUGAAUUUUCAGCCUAGAUUCUUGAAAAAUGAUAAAUUUGGAGCAUUUUAAGCCAAAACUCGUGAAAUUUGAUGAAUUUUGAGCUGGAAAUUAAUUUUUUCUCAAAAAUUUUGAACCAAAAAAAAUUCACUGUUUCAAGAAAUUUUUGAAUUAGAAUUUUCGUGGAGCUCAAAUAAUUCUUGCUUGGACGAUUUCGAAAAUCAAGAAAUUUCAGAUUUUUUGAGCUGAAAUUGGUGGAAUUUGAUUUUUUCCCCCAAAAUUUAUAUGAAAAAUUCCACUGUUUCAAAAAAUUGAUAUUUCUAGUUUUUUAAAAACAAAUUUGAUCGAAGUGGGAUUUACAUUAGUUCUAUGUAACUUUUAAAUUAUUAUUGUUUUUCGAAGUGAGAUAUGACGUGGCAAAAUACUAUUUUCCCCCAAGAUUUGACUGAAAAUCUGGAAAAAUUUGUUCAGAAAUUCAGAAUUUUUUACUCUUGAAAAUACGUUUCAAAAAUUUCAUAGAUAUAAUUUCCAAAAAUUGAUAUUUGAUUACAUUGUUGGCUGAAAAUGGUGAAAUUGGAGCAUUUCGACCCAAAAUAUUGGAUUUUUGGGUUUUAGACAGCAUUUUGAGCUGAGCUUUAAUUUUUUGAGAAAUUUUCAGCCUAGAUUCUUGAAAAAUGAUAAAUUUGGAGCAUUUUAAGCCAAAACUCGUGAAAUUUGAUGAAUUUUGAGCUAGAAAUCGAUUUUUCGUCAGAAAUUUUGAACCAAAAAAAUUCACUGUUUUAAGAUAUUUUUGAAUGAAAAUUUGACGAUUUUGAAAUUCUAGAAAUUUCAGAUUCUUUGAGCUCAAAUUGAUGGAAUUUGAAAUUUUCCCCCAAAAUUUAUAUGAAAAAUCUCACUGUUUCAAAAAAAAUGAUAUUUCUAGUUUUUGAAAAUCAAUUUUGAUUGAACCAAGGUAUUUGUUUUUAAAAUUAUUAUUAUUGUUCAAAGUGAGUUAUGACGUGGCAAAAUACCUUUUUCCCCCAAGAUUUGACUGAAAAUCUGGAAAAAUUUGUUCAGAAAUUCAGAAUUUUUUACUCUUGAAAAAUACGUUUCAAAAAUUUCAUGAACAUAAUUUUCAAAAAUUGAUAUUUGAUUACAUUGUUGGCUGAAAAUGGUGAAAUUGGAGCAUUUCGACCCAAAAUUUUGGAUUUUUGGGUUUUAGACAGCAUUUAGAGCUGAACUUUAAUUUUUUGAUGCAUUUUCAGCCUAGAUUCUUGAAAAACGAUAAAUUUGGAGCAUUUUAAGCCAAAACUCGUGAAAUUUGAUGAAUUUUGAGCUAGAAAUUAAUUUUUUCUCAAAAUUUUUUUUCUCAAAAAAUUUCACUGUUUCAAGAUAUUUUUGAAUGAAAAUUUUGAGCGAGCUCAAGUAAUUCUUUUUUUUGGACGGAAAUUAUGAAAAUUUGGUACAUUUUGAGCUGAACUUUAAUUUUUUGAUGAAUUUUCAACCUAGAUUCUUGAAAAAUGAUAAAUUUGGAGCAUUUUAAGCCGAAAAUCUUAAAAUUUGAUGAAUUUUGAGCUGGAAAUAAAUUUUUUCUCAAAAUUUUGAACCAAAAAAAUUCACUGUUUCAAGAAAUUUUUGAAUUAGAAUUUUUAGAGAGAUCAAACAAUUGUUCUUCGGUUUUUCUGGAUGAUUUUGAAAUUCUAGAAAUUUCAGAUUUUUUGAGCUGAAAGUGGUGGAUUUUGAAAUGUUUCCCCAAAAUUUAUAUGAAAAAUUUCACUGUUUCAAAAAAUUGAUAUUUCUAUUUUUUGAAAAAUAAUUUUGAUCGAACUGAGUUUUUAUGAAUUUUUAAAUUAUUAUUGUGUUUCAAAGUUAGCUAUGACGUGGCAAAUCACCAUUUUCCCACAAGAUUUGACUGAAAAUCUGGAAAAAUUUGUUCAGAAGUUCAGAAUUUUUUACCUUUGAAAAUUACGUUUCAAAAAUUUCAUGAAUAUAAUUUCCAAAAAUUGAAAUUUGAUUCCAUAAACUUCUUUACGCUGAAAAAAAAUGUGAUUUUUCAAAAGAGCUAUGACGUGGCAAAAUUUGAAAUUUUCCUCUUUAAAAAAAUCACUGUUUCAAAAAUUUUGUUCCCCUCAAAAUCCUACACAGAAAAAUGAGCUAUGACGUGGCAAAAUCGAAAAUUUUUCUGCAGGUUUUCAAACCGGAAAACACAAAAUGGACACAAAUCACGUGCGGCAACAAUCAUUCAAUUGGAACCACCACAGAAGGAACAAUUUUCGGAUGGGGAAAAAAUGAUUUUGCCCAGUGUGGAACGGUUACCAAAAAAGACCCAGACGGCCGCUUCCGAAUUGACCAAAAAGUUUUAUUUUCAAGCAAAGGUGGGAAAAUUUCUGGAAUUUUUUACCUAGGAAAAUUCACUGUUUCAAAAAUUUCAUGAAUUUUUAUUGAAAUGAUAGUAAUAUAAUUUCACCAGCAUUUUUAUGACUGAAAAUUAGCAUUUUUGAGAUUUUUCAGUCAGAAAUUCGGAUUUUUCAUGAUUUUUUUACCUGAAAAAAUUCACUGUUUCAAAAAUUUCAUGAAUUUUUAAUGGAAAAUAAUAUAACUAAUCGAGCUGUUUUUAGUUCAUUUAACAAAAAAAUUGCUGUUUCAAAAAAUACACGAGUUUCCCAAGGAAAAUUUUGAAACUAAUAGUAUUAAAUCAAAAUUUGGAAUUUUUACCUGAAGACUAAUGUUUUUGGGGGUUUUUUGAGCUGAAAAUCAAGAAUUUUCAUCAUUUUUCAUUAUAAAAAAUUCACUGUUUCAGAAAAUCUUGAAUUUUCAUUAGAAAUCUGAUAAACGUUCUUACAAUCAACUUUAAUUUUACUAGAUUUUUGUGGCUGAAAUUCAGCAUUUUUGAGCCUUUUCAGUCAGAAAUUCGGAAUUUUCAUGAUUUUUCAUCCUAAAAAAUUAACUGUUUCGAAAAUUGCAUGAAUUUUCAAUGGAAAAUAAUUAAACUGAUAAGUCUGACUUGGUUAUUCAAAAAAAAAUGCUGUUUUCAAUUUUUAAAAUUUUUAACCUGAAAAAAUUCACUGUUUCAAAAAUUUCAUGAAUUUUUUAUUUGAAUCGGUGAAUUUGAUUCAAUUAAUCUAUCCAUUGAAAAAUAUUCCUAAAAAUUUUGUUCCUAAAAAAAGUUUUACAGAAUAAAAAUUCACUGUUUCAGAAAAUUUUGAAUUUUCAUUAGAAAUCUGAUAAACAUUCCUUUUCAGUCAGAGAUUUGGAAUUUUCAUCAUUUUUUUACCUGAAAAAAAUUCACUGUUUCAAAAAAGUCAUAAAUUUUUCGUUUGAAUCUGUGAACUUGAUUAUGUGUCGUUUACACUCAUUAAAAAAAAGUUCCGUUUCAAGUUUUUUUUUGAUAUUUUUGAUAUUUAGUGGUUGUUGAAUUUUUUCAAAAAAAUUUACGUUUCAAAAUUUUUGGAUAUUUGAAAAAUAAAUUUGAAAAAUUGAUUCUUAAUUUUUUCCCGCAAUCCGAAAAUUCCCUUGUGAGAUUUUCCUGAAAAAUAUUUUUUUCAUUGUUUCAAAUAUUCAAUAAAUCUAAAUUUAGGUUUUUGGGAAUAAUAACUUUAAGAAACUUUCUUUAAAAAAUUCGAAAAAUUUUGAAAUUUGAUUUCAGGAAGAUUUUUCAUAAAACUAGGUUAUUUUUGACCGAAAAAACGAAUUUUAGCUUGAAAAAUAGCGUUUUUUCGAUAGAAAUCCAGAAAAUUAACCUGAAUUUAAUUACAGGAUGGUCGUCGUUUCAUGCCAACUGUAGAUGACAGUCACUUCACCCAUUUUCCCACAAUAAUUCCCGACCUCAAAAUUCGAACACAAAAAUCGGCGCAAAAUUUGGACGAAUCAAUCGACGAGGAUAAAAUUAUGGAAAAAAUCAGAUGCGCAGAUAUUACUGUAAUUCAAGCGGUUUCCAGACAUUUAUCGAUUUUUGAGCCGGUUGCUGAAAAUUUGGCAGAGGAAAAGGAGAAUUUCGAAGCGGCCCCGAAAUAUUCGGGAGAAAUUGGACCACUUUGUGCCGCCACCGCUUUUAUUCAUUUGAUUUCGGGAGAUUUGGAAAAAUCGAUUAGGAUGGUUGAAUAUUUGAAAAGGGACAGGAAUACGGUAGGGGAAUUUUGGGGUUAAAGUUGGAUUUUACAUGAAAUUUACGAUUUUUUGAGUCUAAACAUGCUGUAGGUUAAAAAAUAUGGAAAUUUUGGGGUUUUUGAGCACAGAAACCAUUUUUGAAGCCUGAAAUUGGAUUUCUCGUGAAAUUUGGGAUUUUCUAAUCGAUUUUUGGACCUAAAAUUCAAUUUUUCAAUUUUUCUCUCUGAAAAUUGAACAAAUUCGGCUGAAAAUCUGGAAUUUCACCCAAAAAUAACAAAAUAAUCAUAUUUUUAUUCAUAUAAAAAUUCACUGUUUCAAAAUCUUGUCAAAUUUGGAUUCAAAAAUUUGUGAAAUUAAUUGUAUCCAGAUUAUCAUAUGAAAAUUUAAUUUCAGUUUUAAAAAUUCUAGAAUUGGCACAAUUUCUAAUUCUGAUUAUGUUUAGACUCAAAAAUCUAGGAAUUUUCAAGAAAUUUCAUCCAAAAUGGUCAUUUUUGACAGAAAAUUGAUAAAUUUCGGAUAUGUUCAAAGUUAGCUUUGAAAAAUUCUUGAUUUCUACCAUAUUUUUGACAUAUAUCAUGUUUAGACUCAAAAAUCUAGAAAAUUUCACCUAAUUUCUAUGAAUUUUCCUCCAAAAAAUCUAUUUCCAGACCCCUCAAUCACUUUCCUCAUUAUCAUCGCUGAUUUGGGAAGUUAUGGCAAAUCACGAAGAUGUUCAAACUCGAAAAGCACUUUGUGCCGCCUUCAAAAAUGUGCCAAUGUCGGAUUCGUUGAGAAAAGGAAAACAAAUUGCACAAUUAUGGCCGACUGUGAGUUUUUUGCGGGAGGGAAAAAAUCACUGUUUCAAAAUUUUUAUAUGAAAAUUCAUAUUGAAUUUCAUAAAUUUUUGGGAAAUUUUGAGCCAUGUACCUUUAAAAAUUGGUCCUGAAGUGAUUGAAAAUUUUUACGAAAAUUUACUGUUUCAAAAUUUUUAUAUGAAAUUUCUGGAGAUUUCGGAACUAUUAGAGUGUUUUCAUUAAAUAUAAAUUACAUUAAUUAUUAUGGGCCUAUGCAGAAUAAUAUUUUGUAAUAAAAAAACAUUAAAAAACAUUUUUUUCCUAUGCAGAAAAACGUCGAAAAAAUGAAAUAAAGACAACGUGAAAUUGAGAGAGCGCAGACAUAAAAUGGGUUUUUUGUCUGCACUCUCUCAAUUUCACGUUGUCUCUACUCAAAAUAAUAAACUGUAUAUUUUGUUUUUUCGACGUUUUUCUGCAUAGGAAAAAUAUGUUUUUUUAUUACAAAAUAUUAUUCUGCAUAGGCCCAUUAGAAAUCCACUGUUUUCACUUAAAAUAUUGAUUUAUGGUUGAAUUUUGUGAAUUUUUGGGAAAUUUUGAGCAAUGUACCUUUAAAAAUUGGUCCUGAGACGGUGAAAAAAAUUUAUGAAAAUUCACUGUUUCAAGAUUUUUAUAUAAAAUUUUCUGCAAAUUUUGAAUCAAUGGAAAAUCACAUUUUAUGUCGAAAUCUAUCCAAUUUUCGAAUUUUUUGGGAAAUUUUGAGCCAUGUACCUUUAAAAAUUGGUCUUGAAGCUAUGAAAAAAAUUUACAAAAAUUUACUGUUUCAAAAUUUUUAUGUGAAAAUUUUGGGAUUUUUGAAGUCUAAUGCAAAAAUUUCUAACAGAUAGCAGUUUCCAAUGAAAAAUUCACUGUUUCAAUAAAAUUUAAUUUAAAAAUUUAAUUUUUAUAUUUUGAUAACCAAAACGAAGUUUCAGACAGUUCUAUCUAUCAAAUCUGAAAUUUUUCACAACCUUUUUCUAACAAAAAAUCUACUGUUUCAAAAGUUUUAUUUGUUGAGAAUUGGUUUUUUAAAUUUGAUACUGACUACAUUAUCGAUUCAAAAUUUCAGGAUGAAAUUUUAAAGCUUCUAGAAAUUCAGAAAAAUUAUGAAAAUCUGGAUUUUGAGCUGAAAAAAAUCACUGUUUCAAAAUUUUUUAAUUAGAAUUUUGUUAAUUUUCUUUUUGCUACAUAAAAAAAAUUGAAAAUCCAAAAUUUUUCAAAAAAUCACUGUUUCAAAAUUUUGUUAAACCAGAAAGUCUGGAAUUUGUUUUUAAUCCGCUAGCCAAAAACAACCCUGUUUCAAAAUUUUCUCCCCAGAAAUCCCUAUUUUUUUCUUUUUUUUCAGGUCUGGAACGACGAUGAUUGUCAAAAUAUGUUGAGUAUUGAUGAGAAAAUUGCAAUGUUGGACGGAUUUACGACGGUCACAAAACCCACCAAUUGUGCUACUGUAGGUUGAUUUUUGGGCGGGAAUUUUUGGAAAAUUUUGAGCUAGAAAUCAAGAUUUUUGAGAAAAAAUGAGCUACAGUACCCCCAAAAUUAUCGAUUUUUCUCUCCAGAUUCCUUCAUCAUCUCUCGAAGUCUCUUCUCGAAUUCGUGUAUUUUCUGAAUGUUCUCACGCCGAGCCAGCAAUUGUUGGAAGUCCGCCAGAAUGUAGUAGUUGUAUUGAUGAAUGGACCGAAAAAGUUCGAGCCACACUUGGAGCACAAAUCUAG
Caenorhabditis angaria is the source of this 28336-nucleotide messenger RNA. NCBI's taxonomy places the organism in Eukaryota, Metazoa, Nematoda, Chromadorea, Rhabditida, Rhabditidae. The record is from the annotation of a GenBank genome assembly.